UCUACUUCCGCCGCGGCUGUAGAUUCCGGACACAUUUAAUUGGUGCACAUUGUGAAAGACAUAAACCGUCAGCGGUGAUUUCCUCUUUGGAAAGAGUUCAUUAAGACAAAACAUAUCCUAAAAAGAGACUAGUGUUUUCCAGACGCGUGGUGUAAGCAAUGGCUGGACCUGUCAGUUUGGAGUUGGACCCCAUAUUUCUAAAGGCUCUGGGUUAUUUACACUCCAAGACCAAAGAUUCAGCUGAGAAACUAAAAGCUCUGCUUGAUGAGUCUCUUGCAAGAGGAAGUGACUCCUCCUACCGCUCUUUACAAAAAGACUUGGAGAUGCCAAAAGGUUCUGCAUCCAAACUGAGUAAACAAGACUCAAAGUCUUUAAGCACUCCAUCUUCCAGCAGCAGUGGAAGUUCCAAAUCCAGUUCAGAGAAGAACAAGAAAGAAGCAGAGAAGAGGCCAUUGGAGAAGGUGAGGGUGGAGUUGUCUGAAGUGGAUCCCCCGAAAAAGUCCCGCUUGGAGAAACCGGACAAUCGUUCAUCCCCUAUUACUGUUCAGACGAGCAAGGACCUCAUGCCCAACUUAAAUGACUAUGAUGAGACUAAUGCUGACGACUUUGCCAUGGAAAUGGGGCUGGCUUGUGUGGUUUGCAGACAAAUGACGGUGAGCAUGGGAAACCAGUUAGUGGAGUGUCAGGAGUGUCAUAAUCUGUACCACCAGGACUGCCACAAGCCCCAAGUGACAGACAAAGAAGUCAACGACCCCCGCCUUGUGUGGUACUGUGCCCGUUGUACCAGGCAAAUGAAGCGCAUGGCCCAGAAACCUCCACAAAAACCGUCUCCUGCAUCCGCAUCAUCGGCGCCUGUGGUGAAAGACCCGCUGGUGAAGAAACCUGAGGGCAAGCUUAAGAUUGACACCGCCAACACUUUCCAAGCCUUCAAAAGGACGGAGGUUAAGCCUCCUGCCACAUUGGCGAGUUCCACCAUUUCAACAUCCUCCUCCUCCAGCAGCGGUUUGACAGGUUGGGCUGCAUUUGGCGCCAAAACAAGUCCAUCUCUUCCCGCUAGCUCCAAACUAGCUUCCUCUGGCGCGAGCGGGAGCAGCAAGACCCUGACAGCUCCUAGUCAGAAACCUGUUGGGUUGUCGGGGCUCGCUGGGGCCAAGUCGGGACUUGCGGGAGGAAAAGUCGUCGGAGGCAACAAUGGAAACGGUUCCAGCCAGGUAACACUCAAGCCUCCUCCACCUCUGACUUUGGGGAAGCAGCCGGUCAGUCGCUCGUCGAGCACAGAAAGCCCGGGGAAGGUGUCCUCCCCGUCUGGGGCAGGCUCUCCGAGCAGCGCCCAAACAGGGCCCAGUGGAAGCAAUAACGGAGGAGGUAAUGGAAACAAUGGUAACGGACAAAAAGGCGCUUCGGGAGACAAAGCUCCAACCUCUCAAGAAUCCCAACUAAACGCCAUGAAACGGCUGCACAUGGUUAAGAAGAAAGCAGCGCAGAAAAAAAUGAAGAAAUAAGUGGAGGCAAAGAGAACAGAUAAAAAAAAAAGUACAGGAUAUGAGCGAAUUCAGUGCCAGAACUUUGCAAAUCCUUGAGUAGCUGCACAUGGACCAACAUCAUCCAUACUUGAAACUAACGUUAAAUAAAAACUUUAACUCAUUAUCUAAUCUGAUCCAUAGAAAUGCUACUUUUUACCAAUAGUGUCAUUAAAGUACUGGUUCUUUAAAAAUG
Messenger RNA from Oryzias melastigma (Indian medaka), 1716 nucleotides. It is a transcript of the gene ints12, whose product is annotated as integrator complex subunit 12. The coding region runs from base 159 to 1502 and encodes 447 amino acids. The record is from RefSeq and is a predicted model, not a curated record. Lineage: Eukaryota; Metazoa; Chordata; Actinopteri; Beloniformes; Adrianichthyidae. Gene Ontology annotation, biological process: snRNA 3'-end processing. The transcript has 7 exons. Gene Ontology annotation, cellular component: integrator complex.